Molecule: messenger RNA, 768 nt
Organism: Mucor velutinosus
Lineage: Eukaryota; Fungi; Mucoromycota; Mucoromycetes; Mucorales; Mucoraceae
Exons: 3
Coding region: 1-768 (255 amino acids)
Biological process (GO): rRNA processing; intronic box C/D snoRNA processing; tRNA processing
Cellular component (GO): ribonuclease MRP complex; nucleolar ribonuclease P complex; cytosol
Molecular function (GO): ribonuclease MRP activity; ribonuclease P activity
Source: RefSeq, a predicted model, not a curated record
AUGUCUGAAGCAAAAGUAUACACCAAUGUCAAAAACGUGCGCCAUGUUACAGCUGUGCAAAACAAAAAGACCGUUUACAAGAACGUAGUAGCGUCGCCAUUCAUCUUGAAAUGGCCCAAUGUUCAUACUGAUUUGGGUCAGACCAUCUUGACACAGCUUGUAAAGACUUUAACGCCACUAGGCAGCUAUAGGAAAGAAUGCAAAUCCAUAAAGAAAAAGGACAAAAAAUCAGCAUCCACAGCGAUACCCAAGCCAGACUUACAUGAUCGUGUCCAUGUCGGCAUAAAUCAAGUUACUCGAUUCAUGGAAGCCUACAUUGAAAAGAAGCAAACAAGCACACAACCUGUGGAUAAGACACCUGUCAUUUAUAUCUGUAAACGAGAGAUCAAGCCAUUGCAGUUAUGCCAGCAUUUAUUAUACAUGGCUGCAUUAGCCCAAAUCAAGAUUGUACCCAUGCCAGCAGAGGCCGAGUCCAAGAUGAGCCAAGCAUUAGGCAUCAAGAGGGCAUGUGUUGUACUUGCAGAGAUCAUGGAGAAUAAAGAGGAAUCGUUACGUUUGAGUGCUCAAGAAAUACCUUGCAUCGAUGCACCGUGGUUGACAAAUGCUUUACAACAACAGCCUGUGGUCGUUUACAGAUCAGAUGCGACAAUCAAGACAUUGAAGACCACAGGACCUCCUCCCAAGCAGAAGAACCAACAGAAACAGCAACAGCUGAAGCGUAAAAAUCAGGAGGAGCAGGAAGCUACAAGCAAAAAGAUCAAAGUUUGA